CGUGAAAACCUGUGCAGCCUGUAGUCUACCGAAAUCAAGCCCAUCAUAGCCUGCAGUAACCGUGCAAUCAAAACGGAGGAAAUCGCUCGAUUGCUUGACCUGAAAUUCGUCAUCUACUGGCCAAACCCUCCCAAAAGACAUGUUGUCCGCCAAUGUCAUCCGAUCUCGGCUUGUCACGAGCAUGCCAAAGAGCUCUCGUUCCCUCGCAUCUUCUGCAGUAAGAAAUGUCCAGCGAGUAUCAAAAGGCACAUCGCCGGCCGACUCGUCGCGCAAGGUCUUGUACUCCAGGGCCGCAGCUGGCUUUGCGGCUGGUCUGUCAAUCGCCUUGUACUCGGGAUGGACUGCACAGCAAAACGGGUCUCAAGCCGUUCAAUGCGAGAGUGUAGACGAUCUGAUUGUCAACCGCAAGUCUGACGAUGGCGAGACGAUGCGAAGAAAGAACAAGGUCGUCAACAACAUUGGAGAUGAGCAUGAUCCGACACGACCGAAAGAAUGGGAUGAUCCCGAGAAUCCUAUGCGUAUCCGCAUGAGCACCUGGGUGAUGGAAUUACAGGAUCGUAUCGUCAGCGGCCUCGAGGAGCUCGAGGCGUCUGUUCCACCCAACGAGCACAACUCGGACAUGCAAGCCCCCAAAUUCAAACGAGAUCAUUGGCUCCGUCCUCAAGGCGGGGAAGGCUCUUCUUGCGUGAUAAGGGGAGGACGAGUGUUCGAGAAGGGUGGAGUCAACGUCUCGGUCGUACACGGCAAACUGCCACCCGCUGCCAUCAAGCAGAUGCGGGCAGACCACAAGAGUCUCGAGAUCCCUGAGGAGGACAAGGACAAGAGCAUGCCCUUCUUUGCGGCGGGCAUCUCGAUCGUACUGCACCCUUGGAACCCCCACGCGCCUACCAUUCAUAUGAACUACCGUUACUUCGAGUUGGACAAGGCGAGCACACCCAAAGACGCCUUGGAUACCACUGCUGGUGUCAGCACCUCGUCUGGUAAGGCUGCCGAGCCCAUCGCCUGGUGGUUCGGCGGUGGCUCCGACUUGACGCCUUCUUACCUCUAUCCCGAGGACGCCGAGCAUUUCCACAACUCGAUCAAGCAGGCCGCAGAUGCGCACCAUACGGCGUACUACCCUGCUUGGAAGAAGUGGGCGGAUAAAUACUUCUACAUCCCUCACCGGGGCGAGUCGCGAGGUAUCGGCGGGAUCUUCUUCGACGACCUUACCACCAUCAGUGACAUCCAUACUGUCCCUGGUAAAAGGAUCGUGGGAUCCUUGGAGGCUGAAGAACCACUUCGAGAGCCCUCGGCCAACCAGAUUUUUGACAUUGUCAAGUCCAUGUCGAAUGGCUUCCUGAACUCCUACGUACCCAUCAUGAAGCGUCGUAUACACACGCCGGUGACUGAAGAGGAGAGGAGAUGGCAGCUCAUUCGACGGGGACGGUAUGUCGAAUUCAACCUGGUCUACGACCGCGGUACCAAAUUCGGGUUGUUCACCCCGGGAGCCAGGAUCGAAAGCAUUCUUAUGAGUCUGCCUGAGACAGCGCGCUGGGAGUACAUGUCCGACAUGGGCGUUGCAGGAGACGGCACUAGGGAAUCCAAGAUCAUGGAGGUGCUCAAGACGCCGCAGGACUGGGCUACGGUAUAGAUACAGACGUAUAGAGCCAGGCAUGUAUGUUCAUGUAGUAUCAUUCAGCACUAUGAAUCCCGUGCCCAAUAUCACAAAUCGAGCUUUGAGCCUUGAUGACCGUCUUUUGCCUCAGGUACGGAUUGGCGAUCAUCGAGCACAGCGUGUCGGGUCGUGCAGGAUGUCAUAGGCGAACUCUGGACCUUCCUCCCCAAGAUGUAGAGCCAAAAUCCCGUGUAAUGUAUUUGCUCGAGGUGUUAGGGACGAUACAUGAAAUGGAAUCGUCAAGUACUUUCAAAGUACAUCAGCGGGGAGGUUGAUUUGGAUCUUAGUGAUUGCUUUGUUGGCAAGCACUUUGUGGUAUUCCGGUACUACCAUAUGGUAGAUGGGUCACCACCUUGUAACUGCGCCUCCACCGCUGCUGUCAUCAGAGAGGGCUGCACAAGAGCUCGACGACAUGUAGUCUCAUG
Filobasidium floriforme is the source of this 2079-nucleotide messenger RNA. RefSeq names its product Coproporphyrinogen III oxidase. The transcript is spliced from 5 exons. The coding region runs from base 140 to 1630 and encodes 496 amino acids. Gene Ontology annotation, molecular function: coproporphyrinogen oxidase activity. Lineage: Eukaryota; Fungi; Basidiomycota; Tremellomycetes; Filobasidiales; Filobasidiaceae. Gene Ontology annotation, cellular component: mitochondrial intermembrane space; cytoplasm. The record is from RefSeq and is a predicted model, not a curated record.